AUGGGUGGCGUGAUUAGUUCCGAUACACCCAUUGCUAAAAAUGUGCCGCUACAGAGGUUCACUGGAACCGAUCCCAUUACUGACAUCGAUCCUUUUUGGAACAAUUUACUGUCUUUCAAUCUCAAGAUCGACGACUAUGACACAGUUCAAGCACGUGCAUUCGACGAAUCAUUAAAUGAUUUUCUGCAGUCGUUGAUGUAUAAUACGCAAACAAGUGGGAACUUCGCUUCAUUUAUAAGAGUAUUUCUACGACGGUCAACUGAACUGAAGACUUCGGAACAGUAUGAAAAUGAUUAUGUUCUUCAUGACGGCGUUUCCAGAGUUCAAGCACGUGCAUUCGACGAAUCAUUAAAUGAUUUUCUGCAGUCGUUGAUGUACAAUACGCAAACAAGUGGGAACUUCGCUUCAUUUAUAAGAGUAUUUCUACGACGGUCAACUGAACUGAAGACUUCGGAACAGUAUGAAAAUAAAAUAUUCUUGUGGCAGACGUCGAAUGCUUUGAUUAUUUUGCGGUACAUUUGUAAGUUCCUCACACAACGAAUGACUGAAGCGGAGUUCGUCAAAGUUUUUGCCACUUCGGCAUCUGCGACAUCAUCAUCGGCCGGUUCUUCUGAUGGAGAGCUUGAAGCGGAAAACGAGGCGGAUUCCGAUUCUCAAUAUUCUAAUACGGCGGAGAAACUGAUUGACAUUUUGAUAGAUAUUCUGGCGGAUUUACCUGUUAGUGAGAAUACAAUGGCAAUACAUGUCGAAGCCGUCAAGUGUCUUAUAACAAUGCUCAGUUCGCAACUAUAUAACGAUGCAGUUGCGAACACGUCUGUGAUCUUUUCGUACUUCAUUAGUGGUGCAUGUAGCAAACAGGCUGCUGUUCUGACGAAAACUCUACUUCGAAACUAUUUGAUUCACAAUAGCGAGUACCAUCCGCUCAAAAAAGCAGACGGAGGGAGUAUCGUGCUUGGAAUAGCUUCUUCAGUCUGGUCUAUCCUACAAGCUGCUACUGGAGCAGAGGACGAAACAAAUGAAGUGCCAGAAUACCCUGUAACCCUAGGAAACUUGAGUAUAUUACUGCUUUUGAAUCUUGCAUGUCAUCAUCCAUCAAAGGGGUGUAAUCCUUUCAAAGAAACGCUGUCAUUAUUCCAGAAUUCUCAAGAGGUUUCGAGUCUGGCCACAGAUAAGGUCACAUUCAAACUGGAUUACAACGCAUUGUAUGAGAGGCUUUGUGCUACCGCUUGUCAAGAACCACCAAUGCUGUUGCUCUACUUGCUGUUGCAUCGCAAUUCUGGUUUCAGAAACUUCAUCUUAUCAAGGAUAAAUUUGGAGAAUCUCGUGCUACCGGUGAUCAAAAUUCUUCAUGAGGGAGUUGCUUCGUUGACGUCCAAUUCGCAUCACAUGUACCUUGCUUUGAUAGUCAUGCUCAUCCUCAGUGAAGAUGACUUCUUCUGCAAGAUAAUUCACGAAACUACCAUACGGGAUGUGGAUUGGCUCGAAAUUGAUCGUCCUCUGCGAGAGAUUUCUCUGGGUGGAAUUUGUGUGAUGGUGUUCGUGCGAACAAUUCAUAAGAACGCUAUUCGUAUGCGAGAUCGCUAUUUGCAUACAAAUUGUUUGGCAGCACUUGCAAAUAUGUCGGCAUGCUUCAAAAACCUCGCUCCGGUCGUGUGUCAGAAGAUUAUCGCACUCUUGGAGUUGCUAACCAAACGUCAUGCGAAAAUGGUAGAGCAAAUGCGAUUAAGCUCUGAACAAGAAUCCAAGAACGAACAAUCACUCAGCUAUCAUGACGACGUUACUGCUCUAGAAGAAGGAAUUCGUACUUUGUUAGAGAUAAUCAAUAGCGCUCUUUGUGGGAACUUGCGCAACAAUCCUCAUCUCAUCUAUACACUGUUAUACCAUAGGAAUCUUUUUGAUUCAUAUCAGCAACAUCCCAUGUUCCAGGAUCUCCUCGCGAAUAUCACCCUUGUUAUCUCGCAUUUUUCUUCGAAGGUUGUGAAUGUAAGGGCUGGAGAUGGAAAUGCAAUGAUGGAAAUUAUUGAAAAAGAAGCCCUUGUUUUACCAACAGAUCGACUGGCCAAAUUUCCUGAUUUACGAUUCAGGUAG
Messenger RNA from Cooperia oncophora, 2088 nucleotides. The record is from the annotation of a GenBank genome assembly. Lineage: Eukaryota; Metazoa; Nematoda; Chromadorea; Rhabditida; Trichostrongylidae.